AUGCUCGCGUUACAGCCUGGUCACAAAGAUUGUGGCUGCCGAGCAGAUAAACGACAAGAAACGGACGAAGAACGAACAGGCACCGAACAACACAAAGUAGCGCAAGGACCUAAUAAAGAGGUGGAUAGGGUGUGCCAGGCAUUUCACAAUAAAGAUCAUUUUGCACCUCGCCGGAAGAAUUUAACCACUCAUCCGCCUCUUUAUCAUGAGCAUCACAAGAAGAGACACAACUGGCCGAACUUAGAAGGACGGAUCAAUAAUGAUUCCAAACUUAUGUGGGAUCAACAUCAACAGCAAUGGACAUUCAUUUGGGUUUAUGAGAGCAAAGUAACCUCACACGAGAGCCAAGUGGAAGGUCUUCACAUCUGUUCUUUAGAUCCAGGUGUCCGCACAUUUAUGACUUGGUGA
Molecule: messenger RNA, 408 nt
Organism: Ambispora gerdemannii
Lineage: Eukaryota; Fungi; Glomeromycota; Glomeromycetes; Archaeosporales; Ambisporaceae
Source: the annotation of a GenBank genome assembly